Entelurus aequoreus (snake pipefish) is the source of this 1053-nucleotide messenger RNA. RefSeq names its product THAP domain-containing protein 2-like. NCBI's taxonomy places the organism in Eukaryota, Metazoa, Chordata, Actinopteri, Syngnathiformes, Syngnathidae. The transcript has 4 exons. The coding region runs from base 409 to 1053 and encodes 214 amino acids. The record is from RefSeq and is a predicted model, not a curated record.
UAUAUAUCAGUAGAUGGCGCAAGGCGGAGUCUCCAGCGUAGUUCACCGGCGGCCAUCUUGUGACGGUCAACUAUUCUGGUACGUUCUAUGGUAGCUGUUGUAAGGUGAGUGAUCUGCACAAACAAAAAUACUCUUAACUCGCUGAAAUCUUGACGGAUUUACAAACGGUUUUGUUUAUUACACACGUUAUUAACGUGGCUAUGAUUCAGGAUGCUUGGACAUGUUGAAAUUGCAGCUUUUCUGUUCGAAAAACGACUUAAAAAAUAAGGUUGUAUGUUUGUCCCUGGCCAGCUGUACCUAUUAACGUUAGCUAAGUUAGCUGAACAAUUUUGUUAGCUCGUUUCAUGGGAAAAGGAUCAGUGGGAGAGGCAGAAUUGCUCUUUCUUUUCAACAUAACUUAAGUUGCACAUGAUUUCCAAGCGGUUUGGUUUGUUAAAAACAUCUUACAUUAUGAUACAGGAAAUUGCUGGCUUUGUGUUUACAGAACUACGCCUACCAGUGAAGAUGCCUGACUUUUGUGCAGCCUACGGAUGCUCUAAUCGCCGUAGUCUCAAAACGAGAACCCGUGGGAUCACCUUUCACCGGUUUCCCAAAACCGGAGAGAGGAAGAGGCAGUGGGAACUUGCCCUAAGAAGGGAUGGUUUUGUUGCCUCUGGCAGGACAGUGCUCUGCAGUGAGCACUUUAGGAGUGAGGAUUUUGACAGGACGGGGCAGACUGUCCGGCUUAAAGAUGGUGUUGUGCCAACAAUUUUCAACUUUCCAGCUCAUCUUCAAAGGCCGAUAGCAACAAGAAGCACAACCACUGCUAGAAGAGCGGAAGACAACCUGCCAAUGGACUUGUCUCAGGAUGAACCUCAGCCUGAUGUUCAACAGGGAGCCACUGGAGACACACAGUAUGGCAUUGACAGUCACCACCAUACGCUGGUAACAUUAGUUGUGUCCCUGUUUUUCAAGCUAAGGCUGCACCACAUUGCAAAAAUCAAUACUCUGAGCUUACAGAGUGGCAACAUGAGACAGAAGCUCACCAAAGCAGUCCUUUUCAAAGGGCAUUAG